ACGUCCUGCCCCGCCGGAAGUGAAGGUGUGGGUUCAGCCGCGGGCUCCGAGCGGGUGAGGCGCGAGGAAACACCGGCGCCGAGAAUCGGUGGGGGCGGGGGGCGGACGCCGCAGCUGGGGCCAUUUGAGGGGAGCCCCUGGGACCUAAAGGGCGUUUGUCAGGCGCCCCUGCCCGGAUGGCAGCAGUAGUUCUAGGGGGAGACACCAUGGGCCCCGAGCGUAUCUUCCCCAAUCAGACUGAGGAACUAGGGCCGCACCAGGGCCCUACGGAAGGCACUGGGGAUUGGAGCAGCGAGGAGCCUGAGGAAGAGCAGGAGGAAACGGGGGCAGGCCCAGCUGGCUACUCCUAUCAGCCCCUGAACCAAGAUCCUGAACAAGAGGAGGUGGAGCUAGCACCGGUGGGGGACGGAGAAGAUGUAGUUGCUGAUAUUCAGGAUCGGAUCCAGGCCCUGGGGCUUCAUUUGCCAGACCCACCAUUAGAGAGCGAGGAUGAAGAGGAGGAGGGAGCUACAGGAUUGAGCAAUCACAGCUCUAUUCCCAUGGACCCGGAACAUGUGGAGCUGGUGAAAAGGACGAUGGCUGGAGUAAGCCUGCCUGCGCCAGGGGUUCCUGCCUGGGCUCGGGAGAUAUCAGAUGCCCAGUGGGAAGAUGUGGUACAGAAGGCCCUUCAAGCCCGGCAGGGUACCCCAGCCUGGAAGUAACUAGCCUGAGAGCUGCCUUAUCUCCCUGCAUUCCAGGCCAGAACCAGCACAGGACUGAACAUAGCCGUGGUUGUAACGUCCAUCUCCAUCUUUCUCAUCUCCCUUUCCACAUCAAGGCAAAUCAGACUUCUUCUCAGAGACCCACUUUAUUCAGUUCUGUACAUAUGGGGACAUCGGCCCAAGCCCAGCCCAUCUUAGCAUGUAUCACUCUGUGGAGAAUAAAGCACCCUAUGUACACAGCCAAAA
Messenger RNA from Leptonychotes weddellii (Weddell seal), 947 nucleotides. It is a transcript of the gene MEA1, whose product is annotated as male-enhanced antigen 1. NCBI's taxonomy places the organism in Eukaryota, Metazoa, Chordata, Mammalia, Carnivora, Phocidae. Gene Ontology annotation, biological process: spermatogenesis. The record is from RefSeq and is a predicted model, not a curated record.